Messenger RNA from Pelobates fuscus (common spadefoot toad), 641 nucleotides. RefSeq names its product ribonuclease H2 subunit C (gene RNASEH2C). The record is from RefSeq and is a predicted model, not a curated record. Gene Ontology annotation, biological process: RNA catabolic process. Bases 72 to 485 code for a protein of 137 amino acids. Gene Ontology annotation, cellular component: ribonuclease H2 complex. Lineage: Eukaryota; Metazoa; Chordata; Amphibia; Anura; Pelobatidae. The transcript is spliced from 4 exons.
AAUUGGUGAGGCAGACAGCAGAGGUUGCUGGGAUAGAGGCUCUUGUGAUCUAUUGCUCUGUUACUACAGGCAUGGCUGAGAGCAGCGCUGCAUCCUGUAUCCGUGUGGACCUCAGCUCUCUGCCCAAAGCUGCCCCAGAGACAGUGCACCUCCUUCCCUGUGAGAUCCAGAGUGAGGGGGCAGCCAGGGUGAGUGAGUACUUCAGUCCUGCUGUGAGGGAUGGAGAGGCAGGCAAAGAGGUAUCCUUCCGUGGCCGUGUGCUAAGAGGGCAGGAGGUGGCUGUUCCUGCUGGUUUUGUUGGAGUUGUCCUGAAGGAAAAUCACAAGCCAUGUUCUGAUGAGGAGGAUCGCUGUUUGACAGUCAGGUCUACCUUUAACUCCUUCACACAAUGGAAUCUGGAGACUCCACCCUCUGAGGAUGAUAUCCUUGUAAUGUCAAUGCAGUGGCCAAAGAUCGCUUCAGUGAUCCAUGCACCGGUUGAUUAGAAGAUGAAGACAUUUGAAUAACUAUUGUAAAGAAAUAAAACGUGUUUACCAUAACCAGUAUCUGUUUCAUUAAGUAGGAACGCAUCGCUCUCUUUACACACUAUGAUCUGUAUUACCAGUUUCCACACUUAAAUAAAAUAGACGGCACAGUGGUGA